GUGUUCCAGGACUAUCAUGGGACCUCACGGCAUCAACCGGGCCAUCGAGAGAUUGGAGUUCUGUGACUGCAAGAAGGGACUGGGGUUGAAAAUCAUAGGUGGCUACAGAGAUCAAACACGGGAAGAGUUUGGGAUCUUCAUCAAGCGGGUGUUACCGGGAGGUCUGGCUGCUCAGGAUGGACGGCUUAGAACGGGCGACCUCGUUUUGGAAGUCAAUAAUAUGAGUUUAGGAGGACGAGUAACCAACGAGAGGGCGGUUGAUAUCCUCCGGUCAGCGUCAGCCUCCAAUCACAUGUCUCUGAUGGUUGCCAGGGACGAUGAAAGCAGGCGGGAGUUCAUAGAGUUGAUGAAUAAGUAUGGUUCUCAAAGCAGUUUUAAAGGAAGCUCAGGGAGAGUCUCCCCUACACAGCUUUCUACAGAAGGCAAGACAGACACGGCCUCCUCCUCUUCCUCUUCUAGAUCUACCAGUCCCACCAGCCAGCUCCUCAGCCCUAAAGAGGGGGUCACAGGACCCCCUUACACCCCUGGACCCCUCUAUACCACUGGGCCCUCCUAUACAUCGAACCCUAACACAACCCCUACACAACACGUCUUCAACAACGACAGCGUCAUUCAGUUGAUAUGCGUCUCAAAGGGAACAGGCCUGGGCCUCAUCAUCAACGGCGGAGCUAACCGAGCCGAGGGACCAAUGGUGUUGAUUCAGGAAAUAAUACCUGGAGGAGACUGCCAGAGGGACGGUAGACUACAGCCAGGAGAUCAGCUGGUGUCGAUUAAUAAGGAGUCGUUAAUUGGAGUGACCUAUGAAGAGGCUAGAAGUAUCCUGACACGCACCAAACUCAGACCAGACCCUACGGUGGAGAUAGCGUUUAUGAGACACAGGUCUUCCUCCAGCUCUGCUUCCUCCAGCAGUGGCCCCCAGAGCCCUAUCACCCCCCAGGGCCCAGUCAGCGGAGCCCCCGCAGUGCCCCCCAUCAGGAGAGAGACCCUGGCUGUGCUGGGGGCCCUGCCUCCCCCUGCAUCACUGCUCCAGCACAGGAGAACCACACUCCCUGCAGCCCUCCCUGGGGUUCCCCUGGUGGUGCCCAAGAUCACGUCCACCCCCAACCCCGCCAGCGAGGCCCUGCCAUCUGUCAACCUUAGCCAGGUUCGAAUGAGAACAGAACAGACGUGUGUCUCCUCCCCCCGUCAGAGUCCCAGCACCACAGAUGCCAAGCCUGAAUCCUACCCUGCCUGUCAGCCAAACAGCAUCCAGCACACACCACACAGGAAGUGCUCCCUCAGCUCCAUCAGUCGCCUCAAACUGGAGAGGCUGGAGCAGGCUCUGGAUGCAUUAGGACUGAAUCCUACGGAGGCACAGAGACAGACGUUGAGGGCCAGACUGCGAACAGACCCUGCUGGGACCGUGGCCUACGCAGACUUUGAGACACUGACACGGGAGCUGUUCAAGCUUCAGUUUGAGGAGUCAGGGGUCGGAGGUCAAGGCUCAAGGUUCGUGUCAGAUGACUUCUCCAGUCUCCUAGAGUCACCUACCUACACGCCUUCACUGUCUGACUCUGAUGACCUGGAGGAGAUGGAGAGACUGAGGAAAGACCACAUCGAGGCUCUGAGAGAGAUCAAGAAACUACAGGAGCAGUUGGCAGAGUCAGAGAGACUUCACCUGCAGAUGCAGGAAGAGCUGAACAGGGUCAAACAGGAGGUAAAGUCUGGGACGGAUGAGAGCCGUGCUCUGCGGAGCCGGAUCCACUUGGCUGUAGCAGCCCAGAAGCAGGCCAGGGGAAUGGAGAUGGAUUAUGAGGAGGUGAUCCAUCUCCUGGAGGCUGAGAUAGCCGAGCUCAAGGCCCAGAGGAAUGAACAGCAGCAGCCCGGCCAGGAUAAGGAUGAGGUGGAGGAGCUGAAGAAGAGAGUGGCCGUUCUGGAGUGUCAACUACGUAAGAACGAGGGGGCCAAAAAGGGCUUUGAGGUGUCCAUGGGAAAACUGCUCAACUUCGUGGAGAAUGUCCAAGACUUCCUCAUUGAAAACCAAGGUCCCGUGAAGAGCUGUAGCUCUGGUGACAUGAAGCCCGGCGCUUCCUCUCAACCCCUGGGAGCCCGCGUGGGGAAGAAGUCCCAGUGGACGACGGCUACGCUAGCUGCAGAGGCUAAAGAACUCACACAGACUAUUAGAGCCAUCCUCGAGGUGGGCUGUAAGUGAUCUAUCAUCAUGACUCGUCGUGUUACGAGUCGACUUGCUACAUGCCUGCAUAUCGUCUCUAUCCCUGGCCUAGCAUGCAAAUCCAAUCAGCUCAACAAUCACCACCAUAGUUUUGAAACCAACCUAAACGAACUUGAUAACAGACACCAAACCAACCAAAUCACCUCCAUAGUUACUAUGCCAACCAAAACCAACUGCAUAACCGACAUCAAACCACAUAGUUGCUAAGCUAAGUAAAACCAACCGGAUAACCAAAACCAAUCAGCUCAUCAUACACCAAGCCAACCUCCAUAGUUACCAAGCCAACCAAAACCAACUUGAAAACAGACACCAAACCACCUCUGUAGUUACUAUACACAUAAUCUCAAUAGUUGUUUUUUAGUGGAGCAGCCUGUAAGGAAAUGAAGGACAUCCUUGCACUGGAGUAUCAGACAGCAGAAUUAAAGACAAUACAGCAGCUAAGCAACCUCGAGAUGUUCCAGCCUCUGUGUCCAGUGGAGUUGAAUGAACCAGGGACUGACUGAGUGUUAAGCAAUCUCAAGAUGUUCAGCCUCUGUGUCCAAUGGAGUUGAAUGGACCAGGGACUGAGUGUAAAGCAACCUUGAGAUGUUCAGUUUCUGUCCAGUGGAGUUGAAAGAACCAGGGACUGAGUGUUAAGCAACCUCGAUGUUCCAGCCUCUGUGUCCAGUGAAGUUGUGUUCCAUCCAUAUUUACUCAAGUUUUCUCUGUAGUCAUCGUCUAGUGGACGGACAGACUGAUCUUUCAUGCAACAUGAAAUGCAAUGCAAUGUUCUACUUCCUAUAGAUAUGUUUUGAAUGAUUUUUCCCCAGAAUUGUACAAGUGUAUCUAGAAAUGUACAAUAAGACCUACGUCAAUACAAAACAUCAUCAUACAUACACCUGUGAUCAAGUCAGUAGCUAACCAUCAGUGUUGGGGAGCAAAUAAAAGUUUAUUGGUCACGUACACAGUUUAGCAGGUGUAAUAGCUGUGCAGCGAAAUGCUUAUGUUGCUAGCUCCUAGCAAUGUAGUCAAAUGUCAAGCAAUUACAAUGUAAAGAAAAAUACAAAAAAGAAUGACAGGACGAAUCCAAUUAACAACCCAAAUAGCAAUGUAGCAGUAUCAAAAUGGAAUCUAUACAUACAGUAUUUACACCAGAUCAACUAAGAAUGUACAGCAGUAGACACAAUAUUUAGUGAACUAUGUCAAGAAUAAAGUAUAUAAAUAAAUAUGUGGUGUGUAUAAUCAGUGUAACUAAAAUACAAUGUGCAGUUGUAAAUAUUAGAAUAAGCUAUGUUGAGGAUACAUUAUUUAAAUACACAGUGUGAAACGGGAAGUGACCAGUGGUUGGUUCAAUGUCUCUAUAACAUGAUACAGCAGCGUUGGCUGUGCAUGUGUGUGUUGAUGUGACUGAGGUCCUUGAUGAUCUUCUUAGACUUCCUUUGACACCGGGUGUGGUAAAUGUCCUCGAGGUCAGGCAGCGUGGCCCCUGUGAUGCGUUGGGCUGUCUGCACCGCCCUCUGGAGAGCUAUGCGGUUGAGGGCGGAGCCGUUGCCAUACCAGGCAGUGAUGCAGCCCGACAGAAUGCUCUCAAUGGUGCAGUUUGUGAGGGUCUUAGGUGCUCAGUGAUGUGCACCACGAGGAACUUGAAGCUAUUGACCUUAUCCAUUGCGGUUUUGACCCUAUCCAUUGCGGCCCUGUUAAUGAGGAUGGUGGCAUCCUACCUCUUCUGUCUACUGUAGUCCAAGAUAAGCUUCUUUGUUUUGUUGACAUUGAGGGAGAGGUUAUUUUCCUGGCACCACUCCACCAGGGCUCUAACCUCCUCCCUGUAGGAUGUCUCGUUGUUGUUGGUAAUCAGGCCUACCACUGUUGUGUCGUCAGCAAACGUGAUGAUUGAGUUGGAGUUGUGUGUGAACAGGGAGUACAGGAGGGGGCUGAGCACACACCCAUGGGGGGCCCCCGUGUUGAGGAUCAGUGUGGCGGAGGUGUUGUUGCCUACCCUCACCACCUGGGGUCGGCCCGUCAGGAAUUCUAGGAACCAGUUGCACAGGGAGGAGUUCAGACCCAAGGGCCUGAGCUUAGCGCACUAUGGUGUUAAAUGCUGAGCUGUAAUCAAUGAAUAGUAUUCUCACAUAGAUGUUCCUCUUGGGUGUCAGGUAUGGUGGAGGUAAUGGCCCUUGACUAGCCUUUCAAAGCACUGACAUAAUGAUAGAAGUGAUUGCUAUGGGGCGAUAGUCAUUUAGUGCAGUGGUUUAUUUAUUAUAAUAAAAUAAAAAAUUUAAACAUCAGCUUUAAUAUUGAAGAUAGAUUGUGGCUUCUGUCAAUGUAAUUGUCUGCAAUCCCCCAUAUCUAUAUAUUUUAUGUUAUUAUUUUCCCCUAACUCUAGCACCCCUCCCAUAAUUGGAGUAAACUAAUGGAAAAUAAUACUUACACAUACUACAUACAUUUCACUGACAGUAUAUUUUACAUUAGUUAUCUUUUGUUGGUUUUUAGUCCCAGCCUUGAGCUACUCUCAACCCCUCCCAUCUAUCCUUGAAGACCAUCCAGUUUAGAUUUCUAGCUGCCAUAUUUAUUUAUUUUUAUUUAUUUUUAUUUUUCCGUUAUUUUUCCGUUAUUUUACCAGGUAAGUUGACUGAGAACACGUUCUCAUUUGCAGCAACGACCUGGGGAAUAGUUACAGGGGAGAGGAGGGGGAUGAAUGAGCCAAUUGUAAACUGGGGAUUACUAGGUGACCAUGAUGGUUUGAGGGCCAGAUUGGGAAUUUAGCCAGGACACCGGGGUUAACACCCCUACUCUUACGAUAAGUGCUAUGGGAUCUUUAAUGACCUCAGAGAGUCAGGACACCCGUUUAACGUCCCAUCCGAAAGACGGCACCCUACACAGGGCAGUGUCCCCAAUCACUGCCCGGGGGCAUUGGGAUAUUUUUUAGACCAGAGGAAAGAGUGCCUCCUACUGGCCCUCCAACACCACUUCCAGCAGCAUCUGGUCUCCCAUCCAGGGACUGACCAGGACCAACUCUGCUUAGCUUCAGAAGCAAGCCAGCAGUGGUAUGCAGGGUGGUAUGCUGCUGGCUAUUUUUCUACUGUGCUGAACCUAAAAUUAUUAUCAUUUUUUUACCCCUUUUUUGUGAUAUCCAAUUGGUAGUUACAGUCUUGUCCCAUCGCUACAAAAGACUCGGGAAAGGCAAAGGUCGAGAGCCAUGCGUCCUACGAAACACGGCCCUGCCAAGCCGCACUGCUUCUUGACAAACUGCCCGCUUAACCCAGAAGCCACCCGCACCAAUGUGUCGGAGGGAACAGCGUACAACUGGUGACCGAAGUCAGCGUGCAUGCACCCGGCCCGCCACUGGAGUCUAGUGUGUGAUGGGACUAGGACAUCACGGCCGGCCAAACCCUCCCCUAACCCAGACGACGCUAGGCCAAUUGUGCUCCACCUCAUUGGUCUCCCGGUCGCAGCCGGCUGCGACACAGCCUGGGAUUGAACCCCUGUCUGUAGUGAUGCCUUAGACCGCUGCGCCACUCGGGAGGUGCUGAACCUUUCUAUUUUCAAAGUUUCUACAGAUUGUAAAUGAAAGAUAAACACCUAUGCUGAGUAUUAUUAUAUUAUUGACCGAAUGACUAUGACUUCAAAUCACCCAGCAGUGCUAUUUGCAGAGUUAGCUCCUAGUAAAUGUUAAAGUUUUUCAGCCAUUCCCGGACCUGCAACCAAAAACAAGAUACAUAUGGGUAGUACCAAAACAAGUGAUCUAAUGAUUGUCUCUUCACAGCAAAAUCUGUAGAUCUGGGAUGGUUGUAUACAUACAGUUGAAGUCGGAAGUUUACAUACACUUAGGUUGGAGUCAUUAAAACUCGUUUUUCAACCACUCCACAAAUUUCUUGUUAAUAAACUAUAGUUUUGGCAAGUCGGUUAGGAAAUCUACUUUUUGCAUGACAAGUAAUUUUUCCAACAAUUGUUUACAGACAGAUUAUUUCACUUAUAAUUCACUGUAUCACAAUUCCAGUAGGUCAAAAGUUUACAUACACUAAGUUGACUGUGCCUUUAAACAGCUUGUAAAAUUUCAGAAAAUGAUGUCAUGGCUUUAGAAGCUUCUGAUAGGUUAAUUGACAUCAUUUGAGUCAAUUGGAGGUGUACCUGUGGAUGUAUUUGAAGGCCUACCUUCAAACUUAGUGCCUCUUUGCUUGACAUCAUGGGAAAAUCAAAAGAAAUCAGACAAGACUUCAGAAAAAAAUUGGUGACCUCCACAAGUCUGGUUCAUUCUUGGGAGCAAUUUCCAGAUGCCUGAAGGUACCACGUGCAUCUGUACAAACAAUAGUAUGCAAGUAUAAACACCAUGGGACCACACAGCUGUCAUACCGCUCAGGAAGAGAUGAACGUACUUUGGUGCAAAAAGUGCAAAUCAAUCCCAGAACAACAGCAAGGACCUUGUUAAGAUGCUGGAGGAAACAGGUACAAAAGUAUUUAUAUCCACAGUUAAACAAGUUCUAUAUUGACAUAACCUGAAAGGCCGCUCAGCAAGGAAGAAGCCACUGCUCCAAAACCGCCAUUAAAAAGCCAGACUACGGUUUGCAACUGCACAUUGGGACAAAGAUCAUACUUUUUGGAGAAAUGUCCUCUAGUCUGAUGAUUCAAAAAUGACCAUCGUUAUGUUUGGAGGAAAAAGGGGAGGCUUGCAAGCCGAAGAACACCAUCCCAACUGUGACGCACGGGGGUGGAAGCAUCAUGUUGUGGGGGUGCUUUGCUGCAGGAGGGAUUGCAGCACUUCACAAACUGGAUGGCAUCAUGAGGGAGGAAAAUUAUGUGGAUAACAACUCAAGACAUCAGUCAGGAAGUUAAAGCUUGGUCGCAAAUGGGUCUUCCAAAUGGACAAUGAUCCCAAGCAUACUUCCAAAGUUGUGGGAAAAUGGCUUAAGGACAACAAAGUCAAGGUAUUGGAGUGGCCAUCACAAAGCCCUGACCUCAAGCCUAUAGAAAAUUUGUGGGCAGAACUGAAAAAGCGUGUGCAAGCAAGGAGGUCUACAAACCUGACUCCGUUACACCAGCUCUGCCAGGAGGAAUGGGCUGAAAUUCACCCAACUUAUUGUGGGAAUCUUUUGACCCAAGUUAAACAAUUUAAAAUGCAAUGCUACCAAAUACCAAUUGAGUGUAUGUAAACUUCUGACCCACUGGGAAUGUGAUGAAAGAAAUAAAAGCUGAAAUAAAUCAUUCUCUCUACUAUUAUUCUGACAUUUCACAUUCUUAAAAUAAAGUGGUGAUCCUAACUGACCUAAAAAAGGGAAUUUUUACGAGGAUUAAAUGUCAGGAAUUGUGAAAACUGAGUUUAAAUGUAUUUGGCUAAGGUGUAUGUAAACUUCCGACUUCAACUGUAUUUAAAUCAAUCGAUCUCUAUCCGAGUCUGUUGUCCCCACAUUUUUCAAGAUGGUCACCAUUGUUCCUGUUCCCAAGAAAGCUAAGCUAACUGAACUAAAUGACUAUUGCCACGUAGCACUCACUUCUGUCAUCAUGAAGUGCUUUGAGAGACUUGUCAAGGAUCAUAUCACCUCCACCUCCACCUUACCUGUCACCCUAGGCCCACUUCAAUUUGCUUACCUCCCCAUUAGGUCCACACAUGAUGCAAUCGCCAUCACACUGCACUAUCCCAUCUGUACAAGAGGUAUGAAUACCUAUGUAAGAAUGCUGUUCCUUGACUACAGCUCAGCAUUCAACACCAUAGUACCCUCCAAACUCAUCAUUAAACUUGUGAUCCUGGGUCUCGACCCCGCCCUGUGCAACUGGGUCCUGCACUACCUGACUGUGGGCUCAGCCCUUUCCUGUACUCCCUGUUCACCCAUGACUUCGUGGCCACGCACGCUUCCAACUCAAUCAUCAAGUUUGCAGAUGGCACAACAGUAGUAGGCCUGAUCACCAACAAAUGAUGAGACACCCUACAGGGAGGAGGUGAGGGCCCUGGGACAGUGGUGGCAGGAAAAUAAUCUCUCACUCAAUGUCAACAAAACAGGAAAUAGUAAAUGGAACACGCCCCUAACCACAUCGACGGGAAGCUCAGUGGAGGAAGUGGAAAGCUUCAAGUUCCUCGGCGUGUACAUCAAAGACAUCAACCACCCAAGCUACGGCCUGUUCACUCCGCUAUCAUCCAGAAGGCGAGGUCAGUACAGGUGCAUCAAAACUGGGGCCAAGAGACUGAAAAACAGCUUCUAUCCCAAGGCCAUCAGACUGUUAAAUAGCCAUCACUAGCCGGCUUCCAUCCGGUUAUUCAACCCUGCACCUUAGAGGCUGCUGCCCUAUAUAGAUAGAUUUGGAAUCACCGGGCACUUUUAUAAUGUAACACUAGUGACUUUAAUAAUGUUUAAAUAAUGUUUACCUACUGCUUUACUCAUCUCAUAUGUAUAUACUGUAUUCUAUUCUACUGUAUUUUAGUCAAAGCCACUCCGACAUUGCUCAAUCUAAUAUUUAUACAUAUCUUAAUUACUUUUAGAUUUGUGUGUAUUGUUGUGAAUUGUUUUUAAAUACUACUGCACUGUUGGAGCUAGGAAUGCAAGCAUUUCACUACACUCACAAUAACAUCUGCUAAAUAUGUGUAUGUGACCAAUAAAAUUUGAUUUGAUUUGAAUUGGGAUAUCAAAACCACAGGGAAGGAAGAACUAAGCCAACAAGAUGAUUGAGAUGAAAACGGAUUAGAUAUUGACAUCGUCACUAACGAGAACCAUAUAGGAGUCAACUGUUUCCGAUUGUUUCAUUCAGUUCUAUUCCAGCGCCAUGUGUUGUCAGGUUAUGAGCAGGGAGAAGCAGUGCCAUGCAGUAUAUUAAGAGAGUUUGGCCAGGUUUUAGAAUGGAUGCCAUGUUAGCACCUUUAUUCUUAAAAUGUUGGUGAUGUAACAAAAAUUCCCCAUGAAUUUUUUUUGUGAGCCAAUACUAACUAGCGUUAGCUCAAUGACUGGAAGUCUAUGGGUAUCUGCUAGCAAGCUUUUCUAUGCUAGCAGAUACCCAUAGACUUCCAGUGUCAAUACAGGCAUCCUGUUUGCAACAAGGCACUUGACCCCUCUUGAACUUUCCCAGUCAGAGGUGAAGCAGCCAAUCAGCUAGGUGAUCUAACUCUCACCCAUAGAGAUAGAGGACUCUAGUACCCCAAAGCUUGUUUAAGCAUGGGCAGCACCAUUGAGGACGUUCACCAUUUUGAAGUAGUCAACUGAGUGGGACAUCCUAUGGGUUAAGGAAGGAUCACAUACUUCCAUCCAGGUCAUCAGGAGGGAUCAGCCAAUGAAUUAUACUCGUGUGCAGACAUUCCAUAUUUUCAGGUGGCAGUAAAUUGCCACCUUGGCUUUUUACCUGUUCAAACAACACACUGCACCCUUUCAGGUUGUUUACCAACUCAUAGAAGUAGUAGAAUAAGAAAAUGAAAAAUAGAGAUGGGGUCAUGCUCUCACAGACGGCAUAAUGAGACAUACAAUGUUGUUCCUUUAACAAUCUCUAUGCUCUCACCUGAGGCUAAUGAGUCAUGGUGAAUCUGGGGUGUGUAAACUCAGACUGUCAUCUGAACAAAACACAGCAUGCUACCCAAGCUGGUGUUUCAUCACUUUAGCUUUGGACGUGUCUCUCUAAUGAGUCCCAAAUGGCACCCUAAUCCCUAUAUAGUGCACGACAUAGUGAAUAGGGUGCCCAUUGGGACACAAUCUUUCUCUCUUUCAGUUUUCAUUUCUGGUAAUCACAGGUGAAUUUCAGAUUAAACAAAACAAAUACAAAUGCACUGUCGGUGAUUAAAUGAGUCAGUGAACUAGAAAAUGUAUGGUAGGAAUAGAGGCUGCCAGACUGUUUCGUUACGCUUCUACCAUUUUUCAUUCCUUGUAUCAUCUCAGUCUGCCCUCUGAGGGCGUUAAUGAUAUUAAGUGAUUAUGUGAAAGGAAAUAAAAUCCUGUGAAAGUUA
This is a messenger RNA of Salvelinus fontinalis (brook trout), 10106 nucleotides long. Its product is annotated as syntaxin-binding protein 4-like. The coding region runs from base 17 to 2191 and encodes 724 amino acids. Gene Ontology annotation, cellular component: cytoplasmic vesicle. Lineage: Eukaryota; Metazoa; Chordata; Actinopteri; Salmoniformes; Salmonidae. The transcript is spliced from 19 exons. Gene Ontology annotation, molecular function: syntaxin binding. Gene Ontology annotation, biological process: insulin receptor signaling pathway; regulation of insulin secretion involved in cellular response to glucose stimulus. The record is from RefSeq and is a predicted model, not a curated record.